AUGUUCCUCUCAGCUGCUGUUGGCAUACUCGUUGACCAGGUUCACAUGGGGUGGGACGAUCCAAUCAGCAAGUACAUCCCGGAGUUCAAGCGAGCCAACGAUCCCAGGGAUUGCGAAGAGAUCACGAUUCGUCAGGCAUUGCUGCAUUCGAUUGGCUUGGGCCGUCCGCAAACCCUCCUGCUUGGCCCGAAUGGAUAUUUUCUUGGGGACGAAGUGACCUUUGUACGCGUACUGAGAGGCACGCCAAGGCUGGAUGAUGAUCGGGACCAAGCUGUUGACGCUGAUAGCGACGUGGUGCCACACUCCGAAUCCGGCGCAGAUGAGCCUCGAAAAGAAGAAAAAGGAGACGUACCAAGAGAAGCACCUAUAGGAGCACGUCAAGAGACAUUCGAAGGCACAGUCGAAGGAGGAUCUGACCGGGUUGACGAGGGCCAUGAGCGGGGCUAUGCAGAGGGCCAUGCGAAGCAAGUUGAAAAGAGGAGCGACGAAGCACUCCACGAGGAACAGCGCCCACGAAAGAGAUCCAAAGGCGCACAAGAAGACCAGGAAGAGGGACCCACGAAAGAGGGCCCAACAGACACCCCAGGUCCGCAACCCGUGUACAACAACCUCCUAUACGGCCUCAUAGCCCUGGCGGUCCAAAACGCCUCAGGACAACGCUAUUCGGAUUUCGUGCAAGAGAACAUCCUGGAUCCCCUCGAUAUGCGACACACAGUCGUGAAUCGAAGCAAGCUGGAGAGCAACCUUAACGUCGCGCAUGGCUACGCCCAACUGCAAGACGGCUCGUACACCAGAGUCGCCACGGAGGACUACACCGACGAAAACCACGCGCCUAUCCUGGGAGCAGCUGGGAUCAGGAGCUCCGUGAAUGACAUGCUCGAAUGGACAUCGACUCUCCUACGGGCAUAUCAUGCUCCGACGGAGGAUUCGGUCGUACGGGAAAUACCCACCCUCUGGAAGUCUCAACGCGAUAUCGACGGCAAAGUCUCGUACGCCCUAGGAUACUAUUGCGGUUACCUCCCAGUCGCUACAAUAGGGGGCAACGGGAUCAACUGUCGGACAGAGGAACGAGACCCGAGUUUCUUCGACGCUCACACCAUCGGGCGUGAUUCGCCAAGGCGGUUCUUCAUAGGGCACAAUGGCGUGUGGAGUGGAUAUGCAUCCGCCGUCUUCAUGUUCCCAGAAACCAAGAGUGCCGUCAUGGCGCUGGCUAACGGCUUGAACCUGAGCGACGCGGCCGACUGGUCAGCCAAGAUACUGACGCAAGCGCUGUUUGAUAUGAAGCCGCACGUGGACCUCCUACCGCUCGUCAAGAGAGAGGCAGGCGCAUGGUACCGAGUGUUCUGCGAAAUGCUUAUCGAGUGGCUCGAGCACCGCAGCGUCCCGGACCGGGAGGCCGACCUCCACGAGUACAUCGGGAAGUAUGAGGGGUUCGGCACCCGGAUCACCAUCUUUCUCCAGGAAGAAACAGGUCGCUUGGCGGUGAUGUUCAACUCGUGCCGCAAAUGGACAUGUGACCGGGAGCUAUACAAUAAGGAUGUUUACAGCUUCUUGCCGCUUACGCGCGAUCAGAUGCUGACAAAGGGCAUGGUGGAUUGGGAUGACUACAACGUGGGCCUGUUGCAUUUCCAGCGUGGUCCGACGGAGGAGGUACAUCGGCUGUGCUGGAUGUAUGAUGCCACCGAGCCUUAUGCGAACUUUGAAAAGGUCUGA
Messenger RNA from Anthostomella pinea, 1713 nucleotides. The record is from the annotation of a GenBank genome assembly. Lineage: Eukaryota; Fungi; Ascomycota; Sordariomycetes; Xylariales; Xylariaceae.